Cucurbita moschata (crookneck pumpkin) is the source of this 2084-nucleotide messenger RNA. RefSeq lists its product as uncharacterized. The transcript has a single exon. The record is from RefSeq and is a predicted model, not a curated record. Lineage: Eukaryota; Viridiplantae; Streptophyta; Magnoliopsida; Cucurbitales; Cucurbitaceae. The coding region runs from base 420 to 1835 and encodes 471 amino acids.
CAAACUUCCAUUGUUGUUGUUGUUCUUCUUCUUCUUCGCUCGAAACCCUAGGCCUGAAAUUGUUCGAUCUCGAUCUUGAGUUCCAAUUAGGGUUUUGGAGGUUUCUGUGCUGUGGGAAAUCAGAAUUUGAAGAAUGUGAGGUAGUUUUUUGAGCUUUAUGGGUUGAUUUGGGUACUUCAACGAUGGUGUCUUGGGACGGGAAGAUUCGAAGGAUGAGGGUUCCGAAGAGGGUCUGGUUAAUUUUCCAAAAAUCUAUGGGGCUCCUCGUGGGUGGAAAUCACACAUCAUCCAGGUUUUGUACUCGCUAAAUUUCUUUUGUUUCUCUGUGUUGAUAUUAUUUUGAGGAAUUAUUCCGAUUUUACUUCGUCUUCGACGACGAUAAACGAAUUCUGUGCUGAGAUUGACUGGUGAUUGGAGAAAUGAGUUUGAAGGCUUUGAAAUGGCAGAUCGCUCAUGGGGCAUUGGCCAGGCGUGUUGUUGUUCGAACAUUCCUUCUGGCCUUGGCUGUUUCGACUGUUCCUUUGUUGCAUAUUUUGACGGGUACCGAUUUCGGAGUGAUCUUUCGCGAUUGUGUUGUAAAAUCUGGCGAUGUGGAAGCGAGAGUUUCUCGCGGUUCGUAUAUGUUUCAAGGUCACUUUCUGAAUCCAAUUUGGGAGCCAUUCGUAGCGAUUCACUGUGAGGAAAACAUGAAUCUGACGACUAAUGUCGUUGCUGAGCUAAUGGAGAAGAAAUUGUUGGAUCAUAGUGCAAAAUCUCUCUGCGUUGGAGAGGGAUCGGGCUCCGCCGUUUUGGCACUGAGGGGCAUGGGAUUCAAUGAUGUUAUUGGUGUUGGUGAACACCGAUUUUUCUCUCUAAGGAGAAAACAGUUCGUUUAUGAACUGGACUUUAAGGAUCAAUACUUUGAUUUUGUUUUCUCUAGAGACCUAGACAGGUACUCAGUCCCUGCACUUUUGGUGCUCGAGAUCGAGCGUGUGAUUCGACCUGGCGGAAUUGGGGCUGUUAUUGUGGGCACGACUGGUUCAGUGCUGAAUAAUUUGAUUAGAGCUGCAAUUCCAGUGUCUUCUUUGCUUAAAGCUUCCACUGUGAUGCAUGUUGGCCAUGUUAAUAACUUAACUCUGGUUGUAUUUAAGAAGAAACUCGAAGAAUUUGCGCAUUCGGAGCCUCGCCCGUCGUUUGAAUGUCGCUCUCUCACAAGGAACAAGCCUUUAAUUCCAAAAAUGGAGCCUCUUGUGAAAGCAAAAUCCCUUGACAAGAAGCUGGCUUAUUUGCCUAAGCUUGUAAAUGCUUCCAAUGGCGAAAAGUUGGUUUAUGUUAAUAUUGGUACAGGGAAGCGCCUGAAUUACACCAACAGAGAUUGGUUUCCACCUUCUUAUCCGGUGGAUCGCAGAGAUUUUAAUGUUUAUUUUGUUGAUUACGACAUGUCCUCUCUCGCCGCACAUAUCCAUAUGCCUGGAGUCACGUUUGUCUAUCAUCCUGGCCUGGCUGGAACUGAUCGUACUACAGAUAACGACGGCGCUGAUGAUGAAGACGAAGAAGAACCUUACAUCGACGACGAGUUUGAUUUUCUAUCUUGGUUCAAGGAAACUGUACAGCAUGCCGAUUUCGUCGUCUUGAAGAUGGAUGCAGGGAAGGAGGAACUGAAGUUUCUAUCAGAUUUGUUCGAAAGUGGGGUGAUUUGCUGGGUGGACGAGCUGUUUCUAAGCUGCAGAGAUGGGGUUGAUGAAGAUGGUGAGGUGAAGAAAAGAGACUGUAUGGAUCUGUUCAAGGAUUUGAGAAACAGUGGUGUGUAUGUCCAUCAAUGGUUUCUGGAAGCUCCAUCCUCCAUGAAACUCUGAAGCUGCGUCUGUUUGGUUGGUAAGCAAGAAAAUGGCUGAGUUGCUGUGUGGUUGGGCGCUCUACCAGAGACUUUUAUAAUAAGCAACCCCACUAUGUUUGUUUCCUUUUUGUUUUUCAAGCACUGAACCGCUGAACUGCAUCUGCAUGGUUCUUUGGUUUGAAUAAACAAGUCUUGUUUGUGUUCGCUGUAUGGUUGGUGAUGGUGUUGAUGUUGAUGCACUUUUUUAAGUUUGAUUAUGAUUUUAUGA